UUGUGGUAAAAUUAAUGCUAAAUCAAGCAAUAUAUACGUUCGUCUACUGAUUUUAUUUUGCGCCUUUAGCAAGGUGCAACGAAUAAAAUUGUUCAAAAUUAAUGUCGAAGUUUGCCGACCCAUAAUAGCCACAAGUAAUCGAGUAUCCAUACGGCAAAGUUUUAACAAAUAUUGCUGCCCAGAAAAAUGAAGUGCCCUUUUGAAAUGGCUGCCCCCGCCUCUUCACAUCGCUUCCGGCGUCCCUGUAUAUAUCCGAAGCUGAUGAGAAAAGUGAAGCCAAUUAGAUGGCGGUCAUUGACGUCCAAUAGUUAUGAAGGUCAUAAACACGUUUUGUACGAUUUUUCCCGGCUAAUUCCAGUUUUUCCUAACGCACCGUAUAUCGAAUAUCCAUGUUUUAACUUUACCAAACCGGCACAGGUUCUCUCCCUGCACGUAUAUAUAUAUAUAUAUAUAUAUAUAUAUAUAUAUAUAUAUAUAUAUAUAUAUAUAUAUAUAUAUAUAUAUAUAUAUAUAUAUAUAUAUAUAUAUAUAUAUAUAUAUAUAUAUAUAUAUAUAUAUAUAUAUAUAUAUAUAUACUUUGCGGGCUUUGUCCUAGCUGGUGUCACACUAGACUUAAAACUAUAAAAGGGAUGUCCUUUAAUGAUUUAGUUACAGUAAGAUCGGUGCUUGUCCGCCGAUGUCACUAUUUUUCCAAGGGAAUAUGAACAAGGAAUAAGAACAGUAUUCGUGCAAACUACACUCUUUUAUUUCAGAAAGCCACCAGCACAUGUCGCUGCUCCUGUGGUGGCCACGAAUCAACCCCACAUCAGACAACAUAUCAGACCCCACUGGUAAAACAGUGCAGUUUUAAAAAUCUUAAUGAUGGUCGAGAUAAGGGUCAGAUUCAGGUAAACUGCAUGUCUAUGUUUAGACUAUACUCAUGCAUGCAAAUGAUGCAAUAUUUUUAUCAUUGACAUAAUUUCAUACAUGUAUGAUGAGUUAAUUCUCGAAAGUAACCAUAUUGAAUAUGAUAUAUAUGGUAUAUUCCUUUUUAUUAAUAGGAAUAUAUGAUAUAUUCCUUUCUAUUUUUGCUUAUUUUUACAGACUUGUGAUUUUCAAAAGGCUCACACCAACUCAGCCCUUCGUGUGACGUAUCAAGGAGACUUGCGGCUCGUGACUUGUUCCAACGGGAAAUGUUGUCGACGUUGGUUUAUUACAAUCAAUGGUAAAGAAUGCUCAUCCCCUGCACCCAUCGAUGCUGUCAUCCAUAGUGGAAAGAGGGUCAACGAUCUUAGCCUUCAUCGUCCUGGUACACUGGAUGGCUUCUGUAACAACAUUCCAAAAGGAAAGGUUACAGUUGGCCUUUCUGUUGGAAAAUGCAACAAUUGGUCUCAUGACGUGGGUGACGCGUACACAUGCUGGAAUUCGGUUUGUCGUUUAAUCAUUGAGGAAAUCCGUUCAAUGCAAUGAAUACAAAAAAAACAGGAACUGGAUCGAGAAUUAAGGAAACAGUAUAUUCAAAUAUGUUGAUUAAUUAAGUCUUUUACAGUGAACGUUUAGCUUAUACCGUAUAUGUUAUGUAUGUCCAACUUAUAAGUCGUAAACUAUAUAAAAGCAGUUGUAUUAAUCGAGGUAAUGUCUGAUUUGGUUGUAGUCAUAUGAGAAUGUGAAACAAAUAAAUCACCUCAG
This is a messenger RNA of Paramuricea clavata, 1668 nucleotides long. NCBI's taxonomy places the organism in Eukaryota, Metazoa, Cnidaria, Anthozoa, Malacalcyonacea, Plexauridae. The record is from the annotation of a GenBank genome assembly.